AUGUCGACUUUCGUAGCUGACAGAAGCCACUAUGAGCCCGACUCGAUGCCGCCGCCACCCGCGACGGCGGCCGGCAGAGACUCUCCCACAGUCUCUGAACGGAUUGAGAGCGCGUCUUCCGGCGAUCAUGUCGUCGAGAAGACUGCGCCAGUAGAGAAGCUCUCAAAGAGGCAGAAGGUCAAGCGCCACUGUGCGCGCUUCUGGCUCUGGUGGCUCAUUGGAACAAUCAUAUUCCUUGCGAUCCUGCUGCCCAUCAUCUUCAAGGUUAUCUUGCCAGCCAUCGUGCAGGAUAUCGUGGGCAAGCAGGAGAUGCCAGUCCUCGGCGGUUCUUUGAUCGCCCUGUCCCCUACACAGAUGAAGAUGACUCUCAAGACAUCGCUGGACACGCCUCUCGCCGCUGACUUGGAUCCCGUCGAUCUGUACCUCUACAACAAGAACACUACGCAGUACACUCCAUUCACCAACCUCACCAUUCCACCACAGCACAUCAACCACUAUACUGAGGUCGACGUUACGGAGCAGACUGUGACAAUCAGCAACCUGGACGAGUUGAUCAAGUUCUUCAACAAUGUUUUUGAUGAGGAAGAGGUUGAGUUGUCAGUUAGAGGUGACACGACUGUCCACCUGGGAGCGCUCAAUGCCCCCGCGCAUAUUGACAAGACCGUCACUGUCAAGGCGCUCAACAAGCUCAAGGGCUUUGCCGUGACGGACUUGAAGCUCCUGGCCCCUCCCGACGAGGAAGGCAACAAUCUCCACACCAUUGUCAACCUUCCCAAUAGUGGAGUCCUUACCUUGGGACUAGGUGACCUUGGUCUCAACCUCUUGUCAGGCACCAUUCCCAUUGGACAUGUCACUUGCAAGAAUGUGCUGCUGGCACCAGGCGACAACGCCGUCGAAUGCAAUGGCAGUCUCUACUACAAGGUCUUGUUUGACUCUCUCCCUGCUAUCAUGGCCAGCCAGGCCUCGGCUCUCAUGAGCGGCAACAUCGAGCUCGGCGCCCAGGGGAACUCGACCACCAUCAACGGCGAGCACAUCCCCUACGUCGAGGAAGUGCUUAAGACCAAGGUCCUGCGCACCAAUGUCCCCAUUGGCCAGCUUCUCGCCGAUGUCAUCACCGGCUUCACGGGCGGUGAUUUCAACAUCGGCGACCUUGUUGGCGACUCGUUCAACGCGACUCUGAUUCAGACCAUGGUCAACCACUGGGACGAGUAUGACGACCAGGGAUCCACGAGCGGGAACACCAACACCACAGAGAACGCGAUGGCCUCUCGGAAACGGGAAGCCGCGCGCAAGAAGAAGGUGGCGACCCGCGACGGCGACAUUGUCAAGCGCAACAUGAUGUGGAGCAUGCUGAAGAUGGGCUUGGCUCUGAGCAAGCGCUGA
This is a messenger RNA of Microdochium trichocladiopsis, 1383 nucleotides long. RefSeq lists its product as uncharacterized. The record is from RefSeq and is a predicted model, not a curated record. Bases 1 to 1383 code for a protein of 460 amino acids. Gene Ontology annotation, cellular component: fungal-type vacuole membrane. Lineage: Eukaryota; Fungi; Ascomycota; Sordariomycetes; Xylariales; Microdochiaceae. The transcript has 2 exons.